AUGUAUUACCCCAAGUUACACAAAUCUAUGACAGUCAACAUAGUGAAAGGCUUUAGAGGUGUAUGGCAGAUUUCCUGUGUACCAUCAGGCGGAUUGUGGAUCAGUGAUGGCAACAAUCUCACAUCUAUCAUGACAAACGCAUAUUCCGGAUUUCAAGAUCGUACAGAUAUAGGUUUGGUAAGUUAUGGAAUACAUACAGUGAAAACUACGUGUUCUCUUAUUUAUAUAGACAGGGAAUUUAACAUUAACCAACUAUCAACAGAUAUUAGAAAGAAGUAUACAUUGAUAGAAAGAAACAAACCAUGGAUACCACUGUGUGUCUACAGUUCUCGUUUCAAUGGAGAUAUUCUGGUUGGGAUGUUGAAUACUACGACAUGGGCAGGCCGGGUUAUGCGGUAUGAUACUACAGGACAGUAUAUAAUGACAAUACAACACAACGGAACGGGUCAGGAUCUGUAUAAUCUGCCUAGCUACAUCACAGAGAACCGCAAUGGAGAUGUAAUCGUGUCUGACCUCACUGAUAUUGAUAUUAAUGAUUAUGGCUGUGGUGCGGUAGUGGUCACAGAUCUUAAAGGAAGACAUAGAUUUUCCUAUAAAGGAUAUCCCUCAUCAGGGUCAGAACUAUGGCCACGUGGAAUAUGUACAGAUGCGCUGUCAUGCAUCCUUGUGUGUGAUUCGAGGACCAACACUAUCCAUAUUAUUGACAAAGAUGGUAACUUCGUAUGGCAGAUGGAGACACAAAAUUUUGGGAUAGACGUACCAAUUGGCCUGAGUUAUGAUAACAAAUCUCAGUUACUUUGGGUUGGAUCAUUAAACAAUAAGGUGUGUGCAAUCAAAUGA
Molecule: messenger RNA, 840 nt
Organism: Saccostrea cuccullata (small rock oyster)
Lineage: Eukaryota; Metazoa; Mollusca; Bivalvia; Ostreida; Ostreidae
Exons: 1
Coding region: 1-840 (279 amino acids)
Biological process (GO): protein polyubiquitination; negative regulation of translation; proteasome-mediated ubiquitin-dependent protein catabolic process
Molecular function (GO): ubiquitin protein ligase activity; translation repressor activity
Source: RefSeq, a predicted model, not a curated record